Molecule: messenger RNA, 3230 nt
Organism: Nymphalis io (European peacock)
Lineage: Eukaryota; Metazoa; Arthropoda; Insecta; Lepidoptera; Nymphalidae
Gene: Rab6
Product: ras-related protein Rab6
Exons: 6
Coding region: 126-755 (209 amino acids)
Molecular function (GO): GTP binding; GTPase activity
Source: RefSeq, a predicted model, not a curated record
GUGGCGGCGCUGCGCUCGUGUGUGCCGCAGGAGUGGCCCGAACUGUCAUUGUUCAUGUAGUUUUCUGUGAUAAGAAUUACUGUGAAAUUUAUAGUUUAGCAAAGUAAUUAAUUAUAACAAUCAAAAUGUCUACGUCGGGGGAAUUCGGUAAUCCUCUACGCAAGUUUAAGCUCGUGUUCCUUGGAGAACAGAGUGUGGGAAAAACGUCGCUGAUCACUAGGUUCAUGUAUGACAGUUUUGACAACACUUAUCAGGCAACAAUCGGAAUAGACUUUCUCUCCAAGACUAUGUAUCUGGAAGACCGUACAGUGCGACUGCAGUUGUGGGAUACGGCGGGCCAGGAGCGUUUCCGCUCGCUCAUACCUUCUUACAUCAGGGACUCCACUGUUGCUGUUGUCGUCUAUGAUAUAACCAAUGCAAACUCAUUCCACCAAACAUCGAAAUGGAUCGAUGACGUCCGCACGGAGCGUGGCUCGGACGUGAUCAUAAUGCUGGUUGGCAACAAGACCGAUCUGUCUGACAAGCGGCAGGUCUCCACCGAGGACGGUGACCGCAAGGCCAAGGAGCUCAAUGUUAUGUUCAUUGAGACCAGCGCGAAGGCUGGAUAUAAUGUCAAACAGUUAUUCCGAAGAGUAGCCGCGGCGCUGCCCGGCAUGGACUCUGCUGAGAGUAAGCCACCGGAAGACAUGCAUGAGGUGAUCCUGCGACAGGCGCCCGGAGACAACAAGGAGCCCGACAGCAGCUGCGCCUGCUAGGACCGGACAGCUAUACCACUAUAUAUCGGGCCACGGAACUUAGCAACGUUGGUUACUUGACGCGAAUGAAAUGUCACAAUUUAUGCUAGACUGCCGAAUAUAAUUACCAGAAUUUUUUAGUAUUAUAUAUUUCAUAUUAAAAGUUAGCUUCUCAAAAUGUAAAAAAUUGAGAGAUAUACCCUUGUGAUCAAAAAAGUAUGUUCGUACUAAAAUAAUCGAUUUAAUAAAACAAAACAUAUUUUGCCCAAACGAAAAAAACUAAUAGUGAAUAAACGUCCUUAUUUAUAAACGUUGCUUAGCGGCUGCUUAGAUAAACACAGAUUUCUCUCUUUCUGUCAUUAUUGAUUUGACACUUGAAAGAAGAAGACAGCAUUGUUUAAACAAUCACUCGAUAAACAACGUUAAUAAGUAAGGCCGAUAGUUACUUCCCGUCUGGGUUGUAGUUGUCUAUUAUAGAGUUUAACGUGAUUGAAGAUAUACGGGCUCUUGUUCAAAGGCAUUAUAGCAGAUAAUUGAACUAAAAUAAGUUAAAGUAACAAACGUUGUUUAGUGUAUCCUUGUCGCUCUGAAUGAUUUGCGAGGGACCGAAAAUGGCAGCUGAAUAGUUAACAUUAUAAUGUAAUAUGUCGAAAGCGAAUGAUAAAAUGUAUGAUUCAUUCAUUCAUUGAACUAAAAUAUUUCAUUGUUCGAUUGGUCGUUACGUAAUGGGGACCGAACAAUCGUAAUGCUCUAAAAACUAAAGCUCGGUUACUAUAUUCCAGUAUACGGUUAAGGAUAGCAGUAUUGUCUACGAUACGUAAUUCAGAAGCUACCAUCGGGUUGCUGCUUACGUCAUAGAAGACUGCGUAUAACGGAUAAUAGGAUAAAUAUAUGAAGAUGAAAAUGUGACAUAAAAAUCGUUUCUUGAAUAUAGUAAACGAAUGAUUAUUAAUUAUGUCACGUCCGCCGCGCCCUUCGCAAUCAUUCAGGACGACAGACUGAUCUGACAUGUCGCUGUGCUUUUGUGUGUUAGCAUUUAAAGUGAUAUUAGAUUUUAAUGUACAUCCAGCAUUCAAUGGUAAUGCACAAUCGUGCUUUAGGUUUGGUCGAGCUGUUUCAAUGCGUUUGGUAUAUUUGUGAACACGGUGGCACCUUUAUGCACGGCUGGAGUCGCUUUUGUGUCGUUGCGGAUUCGUUUUAGUCUAUAAGACUGUUCAACGCGAGCCCUUGGAAUUGGCAAAUUCAUUCAAAAUUAAAUUAAAUUCAUUUCUGAUUUUUAAUGUUCCUUUACGAUUGAUAUUUUUGUUUAUAUAUUUAUAUUUAAUCUAUUCGGAAGCCUUCGCCCAGUGGAAUAUUAGUGGGAUGUUUCGGUUACAAUUUUAUAAUUGUAAGUAUAUAGUGACAUAUUAUAUAAGCAUAUGCGAGAGGUUGGAAGGGCUUACGUCUACGAAUUCGAUUGCAGUUGCCGAGAGUGAAUGCGCCAAGCGUGUAGGUUUAGCGUUUCGUUGAACUGCCCUACGGCUGUAUAUAGCAUCCGGUCGCGAUCACCUCUGUACACAUAUCCUAAAUUAUGCCAUACUUUUCUACAUACAUAAAUAAUUAUUAUUAUAACACAAAUGGGGAAUCAAAGGGAUUAAUUGAGAUUAUAUUUGAAAUUUACUCGAGUUAUGUUAUUUUCGUUUCUAUAAAUUGAUUUUAAGUUUAUAUUAAACAUUUAUUAAUGACUAAAAUAUGAUAUCGAAUUAAUUUUAAUAUAAAAGAGUAUAUAACGAGGUGGCGCGGCCUGUGUACAUUAGUAUUAUUUAUUUACUUUAGUGCUUAAGAACGAAAUCUUAUGAUUCUUAUAUUUUUAACUAAUAUUUUUAUUUAGUGAGAUUUUCACAGCUAGCUUUUAUCGGGUUUAUAUGACGUUUACAUAAAUAUAAAAUAUUUGAAAUAGUUCAUUCCAGCUUUUGUAAUGAUUAUAUUAUUAUAUAUAUUAAUAAAUGAUAAAUUUAUUUUAACCUCAAAAAGCAAUAACUAUUCCUGAAAUGAGUUUUAAUUGAUCGAAAAAAUAUUUAAUAUUAGUUACACUAAUUUUAUAGUUAUUAAUAUUUAAAAUAAUUAAAAUUAAAAUUGUUUAUUUGAAUUUAUUUUUUAUUAAUAAUAGAUAAAUGUACUUAUUAUUUACAUUUUUUGUGUACUUGGAGCAUUGCAUCAGUUUUGUAUAAUUUAUUUAAAAAGUUAAUUAUUUAAUUACAAAUAAUUAAUCGAUUAUCUAUUAAUAAGGGACAAUAUUUCUGGUGCAAUAUUCCUGGGACAUAAUUUUUGACCGCCAAGUUUUCUUUUUAUACCACAGAAUAUAUAUUAUGAUUCACAAUGUCUUAGACUUAAGGUCGAUUAGCAUGGUGUAGAAAUACGUUGAACCGUGCAGUUUGUCUAUGGACGUUGUUUCAUGAUUUUGUUUAUAAAUACCCGUAUCUCACGCUGAUAUUUUAAAUAAAAUUUAAAACAAUA